Cuscuta campestris is the source of this 2005-nucleotide messenger RNA. Lineage: Eukaryota; Viridiplantae; Streptophyta; Magnoliopsida; Solanales; Convolvulaceae. The record is from the annotation of a GenBank genome assembly.
GUCACUAGACAUAAUGUUGAUGUCAAAUUAUACUUUUAGCCUUUAAAUUAACACCAACACGGCAGAAGAUGAAAAAAGGACCAUUUGUGGAAAGGUACCCUUAAAAAAGGACUACGGGGGUAAUAUUUGAUAAUAAAGGACUAAAUAUGGAAACCCCCAUGUUAUAAAGGACCAAUUAUGGAAUUUACUCUUUAUAUAUUAAGGAUUUGCAUGAAUCGAUCUUGAAUAAGGAGAUGCGAAGCGGUAAACAAGAAGGUACUAGGAAAUUGCUUAAUCGGAAAACUGUUGGAAUGAUUAGGCAAUUUAUUGAUGAUAAUGUGUUUCAGCAUGUUGCUAAUGAUACUAACGCUUAUGAACUAUGGGAGAAACUGAAAUGCAUGUAUGAGAGAGAAAAUGCCCUAAAUAAAGCCUCUAUUAUGAGAAGACUUGUGAAACUUGAUUACAGGGAUGAGCAUAGUGUGGUAGAGCAUUUGAAUGAUUUUCAGGGAUUGAUUAACCAAUUGUCUUCUAUGAAAUUGGUUUUAUACGAUGAAUUGCAGGCGUUGUUGCUCCUCAGCUCGUUGCCAGAAAGCUGGGAGACCUUGGUUGUAUCACUUAGCAAUUCUGCUCUAGAGGGUAAGCUCACAAUUGAUGUUGUGAAGUCGAGUCUGCUGAAUGAAGAAGCUAGGAGAAGAGAUCUGAGUUCCUCCAGCUAUUCUAAUCACGCUCAUGUUGCUGAGGCAGAGGGUGGUGGAAGACACAAACGUAGGGACUUUGAAUCCAGGGGGAGAUCUAAAUCUAGAAGCGAAGUGAAAUGCUUUUAUUGUGAUAAACCGGGUCAUAAGAUAUCUCUGUGCAGAAAGAUGAAGCGAGAUAAAGCCCAGCAGAAUGAGGAAAAGGGUCAGACUUCUGAGAAGAAAGAGGAGAAAGACACAGCAGCUCUUGCAGAUGCGGAUGAUUUAUUCUUCGUGUGUGAUGACACUAACUUUGAUGUUGCGUUUCAGGAUUGUACUUGGAUCAUUGAUUCGGGUUCCUCAUGUCAUCUCACACCUCAUCGGGAGUUCUUCUCAUCUUACACUAGCGGUGAUUUUGGCUAUGUCAAGAUGGGAAAGGAUGACAAAUCAUCUAAGAUUGUUGGGAUGGGCACUGUUUGUUUAAAGACUAACACUGGUUGCAGGUUAAUCCUCAGAGAUGUCAGACAUGUUCUAGAGUUUCGGUUCAACCUCAUUUCAGCUGGAGAACUUAAUGGAGAUGGUUAUGUAAGCCACUUUGGUGAAGGAAAGUGGAAGCUCACCAAAGGUUCUUUGAUCAUGGCCCGAGGUAAGAUAGAAAACAGGAUUUACGUGAUGCAAGCAAAGAUGUGCAGAGGAGAUCAGAACACUGCGCCCUCCGCUGAUUUAUCGCACAAGAGGCUUGAUCACAUGAUUGAGAGUUGUCAGAGUAUCCUCCCUGAAGGUGACAUUCCUUUUCCUACCAUUCAAUCAGAUCAUGGGGGAGAAGAUAGAGAGCGUUGUGGUGAUGAUGUUGAUCGUGAUGGUGAUGUACUUGAGCCACCUCAUAUUGAGCAUGGAGUUCCGCCACAGAGGGUUCCUCAAAUUGGUAAAUUUGAGAGAGUUUGCUACCGGGAAGAAGUGAUGAAGGUGCACCCAUGGUUUCAAGCCAAGCGAGAUGGAGUUAUAUCCUUGCUUGAUGGACGUGGUCAUUCCCUAGUAAAGUUGCAUGGAAGCAAGCGAGCACCCAAGAGCAAUCGGGUGUUCAAGUUGAAGAGAAGAGAGCGUUGCUCACAACCUACGGACUUGGCGCAGUUGGUUGUGAAAGGUUUGUAUGAUAUUUAUCAUCAUUGAGUUUUACCCCCCAUGUAGAAGUGAGGGGGAGAUUUGUUGGGGUAUCCGUCCUACAUGGAUGAAGGAGUUCCUAAACAAUACAUCUGAAAAGCCACAUAUGUGUAUCAAAGUGAUUUUUUUCACAAAACAUACAUAUUCACCCAAGUCAUUAACCAAUGCACAAUUAAAAUGACUAAAACUAU